Messenger RNA from Temnothorax curvispinosus, 5357 nucleotides. It is a transcript of the gene wapl, whose product is annotated as protein wings apart-like. Gene Ontology annotation, biological process: regulation of chromosome condensation. The record is from RefSeq and is a predicted model, not a curated record. The coding region runs from base 716 to 4342 and encodes 1208 amino acids. NCBI's taxonomy places the organism in Eukaryota, Metazoa, Arthropoda, Insecta, Hymenoptera, Formicidae. The transcript has 11 exons.
ACGUGCAUCUAAAUCCCGAAACGAAAAACAUCGGCAGAUGGCUCGAGAUCUAUGUUGAUGAUUAAUAAUCCCCACGAGUCUGAGAAAUUGAUGGUAGCCGAGCGGCGGAAAAGAAGCGGAGUAGCGACGGCGUGACGACGGCGGAGGCGUUCAGCAGUAAGUGCCGAGGGAGUACCGCGAGCGACGUGCGGCUCGGCGCCCGACCGGGAUCGCUCCGCGAUCGUUAAUCGAAUUUCGUCUUUCGUUUCGUCGUCUCGGCGUCGCGCGCGAGCGAGCGACCGAGCGAACGAGAGAGAGAGAGUGAGAGAGAGAGCGAGAGCGAGCGCGCGAGAAGGCCCCGUUCGUCCCCCGUGCGCGUCGGAGUGGCUCGGAAUAUGGCGUUUGUUUCGGUGCACGUUAUCGCACCGUCGCGGGACACCGCCGCCCGCCGCAGCUGAAUCCUCGGGGCCCCGGAUCUCCGCGCGAGGGGGGUAGGCGAUAAUAUAUCGCGCUCUCACGCCCCCCCUGUCGAUGUCCCCCCGUAGGAGGCACUCGCGGGGCACCCUCGUCGUGAGACCGAGCGAGCGAGCGCGCGGCGCGCGCGUGCAACAGCAGCAGCAGCAGCCUGAGCAGCCCGCCUCCGUCAUCGACGAGGCACGAGGAAAUUAGAUUGCGUCAUUAUCCGCCGUAUCAUAUACCCUGCGAUGCCGAAGAGGUACCACGAGACGAGCGCACAAUGACGUCCCGCAGUUACACCAAGUCCUACAGCCGCAAGGUCAGCAGUGUAACGCCCGGCAGCAUCCAGUUCGACAAGCUCUUCCGCGAGAACAGCAACCGGCCGUCCGCCGCCAAGUCCGCGGGCACCGUCGGCAAAUGGGGCAUCACGUCCUUCACGUCCAUCAGGAGCACGAACAUCAACGGGAGGAGAGAUGAUAUACAUACUUUCGGCGCGAAGAGAGUGAAACUCGAUUAUGGGAAUCAGAAUCGCGUGAAUCCCGGAAAGGAUCCGUUCUCCUUCGAGACCGAUCCGGACAACAAGUCGGACGCGUCCCCGGCGGUUGUCAAGCCGAAGAAGUUCUUCAAGAGCCGAAAUGUCCCGCCUGUGGUGGAAGAAUCUCGCCAGGAUGUGGCAAUUUACAGACAAGUACCUGAUUCGCAAUACGGGAGGGCCCGUGCUCCGAAGCAACCCCCGCAGCAGCAGCAGCCAGUGCAGAAGCAGCAGCAGCAGCAACAGCAGGCUGUAACGAAAACUCCAAUUAAGAAAGUAGUAGAAACUUUAGAUAGCACCGGUACGCCCGAUACCCCCAAUCGGGAGGAGAGCAAACCGCCGAUCGUCCUGAGAAUAUGCAAGGGUACGGCGCGAUUAGUUUGCGGGGACGUGCACCAGGACGCUCAGGAGUCGCCCGAGACCGACACCUACAGGAUCUCCACUCCCCUCGCUAGUCCCUCGAAGGUGGACAUCGAACGUAAGACGUUCAAUACGGAGACGACGCUCAAGUCCGAUCAUAGAUCCUUGCGCGCGCAUCAACCCGUCGUCUCCACGGUGUCGAUCCCGUUGGAGAAUUCGGACAUGCGUAGGACCACGCGUAGUCGCGCCAAGAAUCUGCACCUGGACACGACGGCGACGACCUCCGUCGUGGCGCCGCCGUCGACGACACCGGUCACCCCCAACUCGCACGGCUCCGGCCUCUCGCUGACGCUGCGAAAAUCGGUGACGGACUCCAAUAACACCCUUAUCUCCCAUUACGACAUCGUUAAGACUGACUGCAGCUCAACGUAUUCGUCCAAACCGACGAUCGAGCCGUUGAUCGGACGCGAUCAGCCACUGCCAACCACGACUCAAGAGCUGAUCGAUAUACUGUCGAGCGAUUCUGACGCGAGACCACCACCACCGCCGCCGCCAUCGCCGCCAGCACCAUCGCCACCGUCGCCGCAAGUAGCACCACCGGUAGCCUUAGCCGCCGGUAUCGACGACAAUGACAAUGACAAUGACAAUACGGAGAACGCGGAAGAGGCAACGCCGGAGAGCGUCGCGAACCAAAUUGAACAACAUUGCUCCAUAGAUAUCCCGAGCGAUGAAGCUGCGGUCGAGCCGGUCGUGGUCGCGCAGCAAGCCGAGGCUGAGCCGGAGGCAGAGCCUGAUCUCGAAUCGGAGCCGGAGCUACCUACACGCGGACCGACCGAGACCGUCGCCACGGUCGAGAUCGCGGCCAAGACCUUGGUCGAUCAGGAUUGGUUUUCAGGUAGUGACGACAGUGAGGGUGCCAGUGGGAACGCCGAGACUGAGAUCGCGCUGCACGUGACGAGCACGAUCUCGGAGUCGCAGACCUCGGACCCGCCGUCGACGAGCGUCUCGUCGACCAAGCCCGCCGCCGCCAAGAAAGGCAGUAUCUUCAAGAGCCGUUCGACCGGCGCGACGAACGGGAACAAGAGACGGGCGUUGUACAAGCACAAGUGGUGCGACAGCGACAAGGAGUCCACCGCUGCGGAUACGCCUAACACCGGCAACAGCACGCCGACCACCGCGUCCGGUUCCAGCAACGCCGGACCGGUGGCGUACGAGGAAGAGUUCGAGCCCUCGCAGUUGACGAGAGUCGUGACUUAUCCCGCGGCCGAUGCGGAUUUCGAGGACGAUGCCGACAUGGUCACGAGCGUUCGCUGCGGCAAAAAAGUUAAAGGGUUCUAUACUGUAGUAAAGAAUGUAAAGAAAGCUCAUCAGAUACAAGAAAGUGGAGAAUUCCAGGAGUUUAAUGACGAUGUGGAAUAUAUCUUGGACACUUUGAGAGAGAAUAAUCCGAAUGCUACUCGUUGCCUUUCAGCCAUACGAUUAGCAAGUAAAUGUAUGGCUCCUGCAUUUCGUAUGCACGUGCGUGCUCAUGGAACUGUUGCCAAGUUUUUUAAAGCUCUUCAUGAUGCAACUAAAGAUCAGAGUCUUGGUCUAUGCACAGCUACAGUAAUGUUUGUAUUAAGUCAAGAUCGUCUGGCUAUGGAUCUUGAUCGCGAUUGUUUGGAAUUAAUGUUAAGUCUAUUAGAAUCUGAUGCCAGCCAUAAGGAUGCUCUUGACGAUUGUGGUCUCAGUCAUGCUGAAUUACUGAAAAACAAAGAAAAAGUGCGUCAGUUAUGCGCUGAUAUACAAGCUCAAGGACACGCUAAGCAUCUAAAUCUAGAUAAUAUCACCGUUGGUCAGCUCGCUAUGGAGACACUCUUGAGUCUUACGUCAAAGCGCGCUGGAGAAUGGUUCAAAGAAGAAUUACGAGAAUUAGGUGGCUUGGAGCAUAUUGUAAAGACAAUUCGAGAAUGUCACCGUCAUAUUAACAGCCAGAAUGUUUUAAGCUCUGGCUGGACAGAUCCUUUAUUAGACAAAUUACGUAAAGUUGACAGAUGUUUACGCGUCUUAGAAAAUGUAACUCAUAUGAACGAAGAGAAUCAGGUGUAUUUAUUAAAGUACGGAGAAGGAAUAUUAGUAAGCACGUUAGCUAGUUUAUAUCAUCUAUGUGGACAAGAGAUUCCCGUUCAUCCAACAACAGAUCCAAGCGAUAAAAGUUCUACCGGUGCUGUUGUUAGAGAAUGUCUUUUUGCAAUUAUUAAAGUUCUCAUCAAUCUGACCCAUCGGUUCAACGGACAAUCCUUUGGUAGCAAAUCAGUUGGCGCACAAGUUGGCGUUUUGGACUGUAGCUUGUUUCUUUUAUUACGCGUGCCUGAAUCACUCCCGGAAGAAAAGCGGUUUGACAUGAUGAUGUUGGCAUUAAUCCUAUUGAUAAAUUUGGUGGAACAGUGUGACGAUAACAAGCAACUUCUCAUUGACUCCAAGGCACCUCCGUCGUCAGAAAAUAUUUUUGAUGCGGAGGAAAACGGCGUGGCGUCGUUGAUCGAUUUGUUUUACAAACAAGAGGAACUUGCGCGUGCCGAGGAACAGAAAACGGACGCGAUCCUGGACGGAAAGAAAGAUUCCGAGCAAACGGAAACGGUAUCGACCACUACUAAAUCUCAGGAAGAAUUUAUCGAAGAGACCGUUACAAAAUUAUUACAGAAAGCUGGACGACAUAUGGAGCAUACGUUGAUCGGAUCAUACGUAGUACUGUUACUUGGAUACUUAAUAAUGGACAACAAGGAGUACGAGUCGCUGGUACGAAGUAGACUACCGGACAAGAACUUCGCCACUAUGGUAUCUGUACUUCAAAAGUUCUUCAACUUCAUGAAUCUGACGGCAUCGAACGAAGUGAGUAGUUGCGGAAUCGCCGCUACCGAGAAGGUAAUCAAGUUCCUAAAGAUGUCGGACGCCAGAAUCGAGGAGGAGAAGAAUGAGUUACCAUUGCCAGCGUUAGAGGACACCAACACGAUGCUUGACUUAACUUCAUCUUGAUCGACAUGUUAUGCACACACCUGACAGCAUUUCUUUCAUCUGGCGUACACGAAGAGCCAAAGUUGUAUUUUUUUUUGUCCGACGAAAAAGAAAUUCUUUUUAUUUCAAUAUGGAUGGACUUGUUUCAUAUUCAUAUAUUUUGAUACAUAUUUAUUCACUUACGUAAUUUAUUGUUGUAGGUUCUCAUUAUUAUAUUAUUAUCGAUCCGAUUUAUUCCCUUAUUUGCAAUGUGGAAAGCUAGCUUGUAUUCUAGUUUUUAAGUCUGAAAUAUAGGAUAGCUUUGAAUUAUGUAUAGGGACACACAUCUUGUAAUUAUAAUUGCAGGGCACUUAUCGCAAUUGUAUCGUUUACUGACUACACGAUAUCACUAAUAAUUCGAAUUAACGAAGCAGCCACCUUUUUUUAAAACUUGAGAGACUGCCAAGAAGAAUUGAAUGACACACGAUGAACUUCUUGCCAGCCUAUACCUGAUUUACUUUCUGUAUACGAGAUCCGAGAUCUUAAACGUUGUACAAUCGAUUUUUAAAAUGAUGAAAAGUGUCUAAUACGUUUUAUAAAACCUAUUAAAUGAUCGACUAGCAUUAGUCACAUUGUACGUUGUGACCGGCUGAAAAUUCAACAUAGCAUUUUAUUUUCUCUUUCUUUUUUUUUUUAAAUGUGUGUAAGGUUCUUUUAAUAUUAAAAUUAUAUUAUGACAUAAGCCUUGUAAAUGUAAAUUUAUAAAUUAUAAUUGUAUCUUAUAUCCGCAGUUUCGAAUUAUUGGAUAAUCCCAUUUAGCGUUGAAUACAAACGUAAGACGGAUUACACGGUUUGACGCCAGGCGAAGAGUAUAUGAGAGAUAUUCACGCGUUCUAUACAAUAAAAUUUAAAAGGGACUAAAGGGAGCAGGACACGCACGUAAUACGUUGUUACAUUUGUAGUAAAAUCGUCUCGUUUAUGCGGGGCGUAUAUAUGAAGAAUCUAUGUAGAAUAAAAUACCUUUUUUAAAUAUACGUUUUAAAUAUGUUAUGGAUUA